GUUUAUUUUAUAAUAUAUUUAGGCAGGGAGAGAGUUACUAGCACUGUCCAAUCAUCAGCUUAUUAUAUAAAUUAUAGUUAUUAGUUAAUUCACAUCUUUGCCAACAACAUGUCUGCAGUCAGUGAUUUGGAUAGGCAAAUAGAACAGUUACAGAAGUGUGAGAUAAUAAAGGAGAGUGAGGUGAAGGCCUUGUGUGCUCGGGCGAGAGAGAUCCUCAUUGAGGAGAGUAACGUGCAACGAGUUGACUCGCCUGUCACUGUAUGCGGCGACAUACACGGCCAGUUCUACGACUUGCAGGAACUCUUCAAAGUGGGAGGGGACAUCCCCGACACCAACUACCUUUUUAUGGGAGACUUCGUCGAUCGAGGUUUCUACAGUGUCGAAACGUUCCUACUGCUCCUGGCUCUCAAGGUCAGGUAUCCCGACCGCAUCAUGCUGAUCAGAGGAAACCACGAGAGUCGACAAAUUACACAGGUCUACGGUUUUUACGACGAAUGUCUUCGAAAGUACGGAUCGGUAGCAGUCUGGAGGUACUGCACGGAAAUAUUUGACUACCUCAGUCUCUCUGCCAUCAUCGACGACACCAUCUUCUGCGUGCACGGUGGCCUCUCCCCCUCCAUACAAACCCUCGACCAGAUCCGAGCAAUCGAUCGCAAACAGGAAGUACCUCACGACGGACCCAUGUGUGACCUUCUGUGGUCCGACCCUGAAGACACCCAAGGUUGGGGCGUGUCACCCCGAGGUGCAGGUUACCUGUUCGGGAGUGACGUGGUGCAACAGUUCAACACAUCGAACAACAUCGAGUUGAUCUGCAGGGCACACCAACUCGUCAUGGAGGGCUUCAAGUGGCACUUCAACGAAACUGUCCUCACCGUCUGGUCUGCACCUAAUUAUUGUUACAGGUGUGGGAAUGUUGCCGCUAUUUUAGAGUUGGAUGAACAUUUAAAGAGGAACUUUACCAUAUUCGAAGCCGCCCCACAGGAGCAGCGAGGAGUGAACCUAUCAAAGAAACCACAAGCAGAUUACUUCUUAUAACUCGCCUCACUCGCUCGCUCGUCUAAAUUGACCUAUCUUACUAAUUAUUUUCUGAUUAAUUAUCUUCCUUCAUUUCCUUAUUAUCAUUAUUAUUAUUGUUGUUGUUAUUACAUUUAUUAUUAUUUAUAAUUAUUAUUUAUAAUUAUUAUUUAUUAUUAUUAUUAUCGUUAUUAUAGCGUUGUCUGAUUCGUUAACUCUUAACUUGAUUGAGCAGUUUUUUUAUGAUAUACUAUGAAUGAACGUUUACAUUUUGAUUCGAAGUUUUAUUUGAAUUACACAAACUAUUCAAUCAAUCAAUUAAUUAAUUAGGAAAUUAAGAUAUUAUCUAAUUAAUUAAUUAAUUAACUGGCUAAUUGGCUAGUUAAUUGCCGGGUUAAUUAACUCAUGUCUGACUCGGGAUGGCCGGCACGGUUUAGGAGUUUCUAUUGUGUCAUUUCAAUUCCAGGCUUCUUGCUUUGUCUUCAUUCGCUCGUUCAGAUUGCCAUAGUCAUCCAUCGUCAUUAUUAAAAUGUCGAAAUCAUUAUUUAUCUAUGUAUCAAUGUUAUUAUCAUUAUUUAUCUAUGUAUCAUUAUUAUUUAUUUAUCAUUGUUAUUAUUAUCAUUACUGCUAGGAUUGCUGUUGACAUUUAGAUUUAUUAAUGCAAUAAAAUGGAUAAAAAUUGUUUGUCAUGCGUGU
Messenger RNA from Helobdella robusta, 1710 nucleotides. RefSeq lists its product as hypothetical. Gene Ontology annotation, molecular function: protein serine/threonine phosphatase activity. Gene Ontology annotation, biological process: double-strand break repair via homologous recombination; peptidyl-serine dephosphorylation. The transcript has 10 exons. Gene Ontology annotation, cellular component: cytoplasm; nucleus. The record is from RefSeq and is a predicted model, not a curated record. Lineage: Eukaryota; Metazoa; Annelida; Clitellata; Rhynchobdellida; Glossiphoniidae. The coding region runs from base 109 to 1035 and encodes 308 amino acids.